Messenger RNA from Penicillium robsamsonii, 783 nucleotides. Its product is annotated as sterol desaturase family protein. The transcript has a single exon. The coding region runs from base 1 to 783 and encodes 260 amino acids. The record is from RefSeq and is a predicted model, not a curated record. Gene Ontology annotation, molecular function: iron ion binding; C-4 methylsterol oxidase activity. Lineage: Eukaryota; Fungi; Ascomycota; Eurotiomycetes; Eurotiales; Aspergillaceae. Gene Ontology annotation, biological process: ergosterol biosynthetic process.
AUGGAGAUCCCGAAAAGCAUUCUGGACCAAGUCCUAUCCCAAGCCACGGCCAUCUGGGUUCACAUCGUGGCCACUUACUCGCCCCAGAAAAUCGAGUUCGUGGGGACACUUCUUGUCCAACUCCUCACCUUCUGGCUCCCAUCGAUAUGCUAUAUGCUCCUCGACGUGCUAGCGCCCUCUUUCUCCCAGCGCCACAAAAUCCAACCCGCCCCCAAACAGCCAAAUCGUCGCGAGAUCGCACGCUGCUUCCUGGUCGUGCUACAGAACCAAAUCCUAGCAUCUGUCCUUCAUCUGACCUUGCUGUUCGCAGCCAGCCAUGCUGGCACUAAAUCAACCUAUCGCAUCGAGACCUCCCUACCAGCGCCAGUCGAGAUCCUCCGCGACGUCUUCCUCAGCCUGUUGAUGCGCGAAGCUCUAUUCUACUACAGUCACCGAAUCCUGCAUAUCCCCGCCCUAUACAUCCCGAUCCAUAAGAAACAUCACCGAUUCACGGCUCCGAUUGCGUUGGCUGCUCAAUUUGCCCAUCCGAUUGAACACAUCUUCGCUAAUACAUUACCCAUCUCUCUGCCGCCGCAGUUGUUGGGGAGUCACGUUGUGACUUUUUGGUUGUUCUUGGCUUAUGAGCUGGUGAAUACAGCGACGGUUCACAGUGGGUAUGAUUUCUUUUGUCACAAAGCCAAAAUGCAUGAUCUUCAUCAUGAGAAAUUCAAUUUGAAUUAUGGGUCGUUAGGAUUGUUGGAUUGGGUGCAUGGAACGGAUAAAUUGAAGAAGCGCACUGCUUAA